Panicum virgatum (switchgrass) is the source of this 552-nucleotide messenger RNA. RefSeq lists its product as uncharacterized. The transcript is spliced from 3 exons. NCBI's taxonomy places the organism in Eukaryota, Viridiplantae, Streptophyta, Magnoliopsida, Poales, Poaceae. Bases 1 to 552 code for a protein of 183 amino acids. The record is from RefSeq and is a predicted model, not a curated record.
AUGACCGGCCUGAAGCAGAUGGCACUUCUGGACGCGCAGCGCUCCCCGCCGGCGUGGCUGCGUCGGCUUCUGGAGACGAACUUCUUCGAGAAGUGCUCGGACCACCCGGAGGCGUGGCGCUCGACGAGGAGCGCCGGCUGCUGCAAUUUCUUCUGCACAACCUGCGCCGGCCGCGCCCUUUGCUCAAGAUGCCUCGGCGACCACGCAGGCCACGAAAUUAUCCAGGUGGAAGACCUGCGCCACCUGCUGAACGUGUCAUUGGUGCAGACGUACAUCAUCAACGGCGCGCCGGCUGUUUUCCUCGACGAGCGGAGCAUGUCGGGGAAGGGGAAGAAGCCUGGCGCAGAAACCGAGUGCGAGGAAUGCGGUCGGGGUCUCCAGGACGCGGGCUCUCUCUUCUGCUCGCUCGGAUGCAAGGCUAAAGGAAUAGAGGACCGUCUUGAUUUCAAUGUAUCGUUCGCUGUCGAUCCAAGAAGAGACAGCUCUGGAGAAGAGUCAGAAUCAGCAUCAGACGAUGAAGAUUCAGAAGAUUUGAACCUUACCAGGGUCUAG